Messenger RNA from Candidula unifasciata, 607 nucleotides. NCBI's taxonomy places the organism in Eukaryota, Metazoa, Mollusca, Gastropoda, Stylommatophora, Geomitridae. The record is from the annotation of a GenBank genome assembly.
AUGCUGACCACAUUACCCAACUUGUGCAGAUCUGUCUACAAAAUAGGUCUAGCCCUUAAAACUAGCAACGGCGAUGAGAAUAGCAAUCACAGUGGAAUGAAAGAUAUCAAUGGAAAAAGCAACACAGAUGUGACUGCCUCACCUGCUGGGGGACCCUGUGACCACACUGGUGAGGAUGGACAGUCGGAGCUGAAGACUAACGGUCAGACGUCCGAGAGUCCUGGACCUUCUUCUCCUCCUCCUAGUCCAGCUCUGGCGCCACUGCGCGUCACUUCCGCCAGUCACAGUCCUGACAAAGGCGGCCACUAUCAUCAUCAUGUCAGCAGCGGGGGCGGCGCUGAGUAUUACCUGAGCGCCAACCCGGACAGCCUGGGACACAGCUACAUUCCAGCCUCGACCAGCCACAGCUCCUCAUCUCCUUCAGAUGGCUGCUACCUGAGCUCCAGUGCUAGUCAGUCUGGAGGUUCUGGGGCUCAGUCUCCAGGGGAAAACCCCGGUGAAAGGAGGGGAUCAUCUCCAACGGGGAGCCAGCAUGUGGUGCAUGUGCAUGUCAAUCCUGGCGAGACCUUCUCAGUUCGUCUUGGCGACCAGAUCCAGCACAUACAGG